Molecule: messenger RNA, 585 nt
Organism: Pseudocercospora fijiensis CIRAD86
Lineage: Eukaryota; Fungi; Ascomycota; Dothideomycetes; Mycosphaerellales; Mycosphaerellaceae
Exons: 7
Coding region: 1-585 (194 amino acids)
Source: RefSeq, a predicted model, not a curated record
AUGCAUGAUCGAUAUGCACCUGGCACAGUGGCACAGGUGCAUGUCAGAGAGAUGCGCAGCUGCUGGUCGUUGAGAAUUCAUUAUUAUUGUAGCGAGUACCGUACCGCACACGCCGCCCACUACAUGCGUCGUCGGUACAUGUCGUAUACGAGGCCAGGCCAGGCGUGGCGUUUAGUCAGCCGUCUCCGCAGCAGCACAGCACAGCAGAACCGAACCGACAGAGCGGUGCACUACUGUCACUACCAGAAUGACUACCAUGAUACGAUCGACGCCGCGCCGCACUGCGACGCCUAUCUACCGACAGUACAGUACGGCCGUUGUGCAGCGUGGCCUCCCUGGUAUACACUGAAGGGCACCCCUUGUGUUGGGACGCUCCGCCAUGAAGCUCUAAAAGUGACACUUCACCCAUUCAUUGUUUCCUGUACCGAGGCUCCUGAUAUCAUUAUCGAAUGCCCGCAGGCCGAUGCGAGACGUUGCGAGCUGAGCCAAGUAGUAGUGAGUCCAGUUGAUAUCUCUUUGUCAUCCUCUUUUCCUCCAUCAGUCAUGCACUCCACUCGCCUUAGCCGAGAUGGCGGACGGGGGUAA